AUGCAUGCAUCAGCGGUCACACUUCGCCAAUACGGUCCCACCUUGAGUAAUAUACGAAUUACUAAUAACAAAGGCUGCUUCCGCGGAAAAAGGACCAUCGAGGACGCCCGAUCGCUGCCACACGCCGAGAGCCUCCGCACAAAUGCCGAAGAAUGGUGACGCCGGCAACCGGAGCGGUUCCGGGACAACCAGCGACGGCUGCAUCUACCAGGACGACGUCAUUAUGGGCGUGGGUGUUGCUUUCAACGUCAGAUACACGGGCUGCGUGGAGGUCAAGACCUCUAUGAAAUCGCUGGAUUUUGAAACCCGAACGCAGCUGGCCCGGGAGUGCAUCAAUCGGGUUUGCGAGGCGGCUGGCUUAAAGUCUGCUGGCAAGCGGAGAUUAACCAGCUUCAUAUCGGACCGCCCCAGCAUGCAGCACGCCGGCACCAACAUCAUCAUCAAUGUUUCCAGUCGAGCUUUGACCCUCAGCAAUGUGGAAUCGGGCGAGGUUAUAGCCAAUCACAACAUGCCGCGUAUAUCAUUUGCCUCAGGCGGUGAUAAUGAUACCCUCGACUUUCUGGCCUACAUAGCCAAGAACGAGGAUGAGUGGCGGGCCUGUUAUGUUCUGGAAUGUGCUGGUGGCCAGAGCGAGGAUCUAAUAGUGACCAUUGGCAAGGCCUUUGCCUUGCGCUUCAACGCUCUCAGUCGGCUGAAUGAUGCUUCAGGGGAUUGCAACACCAACCAGAGCUGCAAGGAGAAUGUGAAGGAGUACUACAACGAUUUGCCCAACAAGUUGCCGCCAGAAUUGCCGGAACAACAGCCGGUGCAUCAGCAUCGUGUAGCACAGCUGAACCUAAAGAAGCCACGCGAUCGCUUGAGCAGCAACCUCAUCGACCUCAACUCCCCGCCUCCCGAUCAGACGACCAAUAAGCUGGGCCACUUUGAUCCCCUCCAAGCGACCUCGGCUGCCAGCUCCGUUUUGGCCACAGUGCGCGAUGUGUUCGAUGGACCACAGUGUCCACUCACGGCGGAGGUGUGGUUCCAUGCGGGCAUUUCCAGACCAAUUUCGGAGCGCUUGCUGCAGCAGGAUGGUGACUUCCUGGUGCGCGAGUCACAGGGAAAGCGGGGCCAGUACGUGCUUACUGGACUGGAGGGCAAGACGCCCAAGCAUCUGCUGCUCAUCGAUCCCGAGGGCGUAGUCCGUACCAAAGAUCGCAUCUUCGACAGCAUAAGCCACCUGAUAAACUACCACUGGGCGCAUGCACUGCCCAUCAUAUCUGAGGAUUCCGAGCUGGUCUUGCGUAACCCGGUGCGAAGACCUCAGCAAGAUCCAGUUGUGGGCCCCAUUACAACAGCAUCUUCCUGAACAAUCAUACGUAUACUUACCACAAUUCAUAUACCUAACAUAAAAAUAUAUAUACUGGCAUCUGCAUACACACUUAGAUUUAAAUAUUGUGCACUCGUAGAGAAUAUCUUUUAUAUAUCGUCUGUAUAGCAACGAACCCAUAUACUUAUGAAUCGAAUCUUAGAUAUUUACAAAUAUGUGCAUGUCUACAGUAUUUUCCAUUCGAAUGUGAAUAAAGAAGAGAAACUGAAACCGAA
Messenger RNA from Drosophila gunungcola (fruit fly), 1584 nucleotides. RefSeq names its product SHC-transforming protein 3 (gene Shc). NCBI's taxonomy places the organism in Eukaryota, Metazoa, Arthropoda, Insecta, Diptera, Drosophilidae. The record is from RefSeq and is a predicted model, not a curated record. The transcript is spliced from 2 exons. The coding region runs from base 143 to 1348 and encodes 401 amino acids. Gene Ontology annotation, biological process: cell surface receptor protein tyrosine kinase signaling pathway; intracellular signal transduction. Gene Ontology annotation, cellular component: plasma membrane. Gene Ontology annotation, molecular function: receptor tyrosine kinase binding.